CCACACAUAAGAAAGGACGGAAGCCCUGACCGAGGUAACGUGCGUAUUGAAAUAUUGUUGAUAACCCACAAAAUGGCAGAGAAACCCCGUCUUAUUGACUUUGUGAAGAGGACUCGGACGCGGCCAAUGAGGCUGUUGCUCCUCGGCCUACCGCGUACAGGAACAGAAUCUUUGAACGCCGCACUAGAGGAACUCGGGUUCACAGUCUUUUCCUUCCAUGCCAUGUGGCCUACUUGGCAGGAGACAUUCCCGUUGUGGACCGAGGCCAUCGAGGCCAAGUACCAUAACCGCUGCAAGCCGUACGGACGUGAAGAGUUCGACAAGCUGCUUGGGGACUUUGACGUCGUUAAAUGUCCCCACGCCCUUCUCUUUGCCGAGGACCUCGCUGCGGCCUACCCCGAAGCCAAGAUCAUCGUCACGAACCGUCCCUACACGCCAUGGCGUGAGUCUAUGGACAGAACUGUUUUUGCGAUACGCCGCUCUUUUGUCUUCCGCCUGCUACAUCCGCUGGAUCCUUUCCGCGCCGCUUGGUGGCGCCUCAUGCGAUUGGUCAUUGACACAGCCUACGGCGGCUGGGCGGACGCGGUCCCCGGUCGUGUGCCCUAUGACGAGCACCAUACCCGUGUCGAGGCUAUCGUAAGGGAUAACCCCGAGCGGUUACUGGUCUUCUCGGGCUCUAAGGACGGCUGGGCCCCGCUAUGCCGGUUCCUGGAUCUGCCGGUGAGGGAGACGCCGUAUCCGUGGAAGAACUCUGGGCAGGAUUUCUGGCAGACUCAAGGACUUCGAGAUGGAGAGAGGCUCCUGCUACGAAAGCUUGCUGGGUGGAUUACGAUAUGUGCGGGAUUCGGAGCAGUGAUCCUUCAGUUUGUCAGACUUCGAUAGGAAAAAGAGAUGUGAAAAGUACCCAAGAGACUUGGAAAGUGAAAACGAUAACAAAUCAGGGCCCAGGCGUGUGUACUACUCGUUUGCACUUUCAACAGGAGCGAUGAAAUUGAUCACAAGUCUGGGGCCUCCCUA
Colletotrichum destructivum is the source of this 1017-nucleotide messenger RNA. RefSeq lists its product as uncharacterized. The transcript is spliced from 2 exons. Lineage: Eukaryota; Fungi; Ascomycota; Sordariomycetes; Glomerellales; Glomerellaceae. The record is from RefSeq and is a predicted model, not a curated record. Bases 73 to 882 code for a protein of 269 amino acids.